Microplitis mediator is the source of this 4881-nucleotide messenger RNA. RefSeq names its product ATP-binding cassette sub-family A member 2-like. Lineage: Eukaryota; Metazoa; Arthropoda; Insecta; Hymenoptera; Braconidae. The record is from RefSeq and is a predicted model, not a curated record. The transcript has 22 exons. Gene Ontology annotation, cellular component: membrane; intracellular membrane-bounded organelle. Gene Ontology annotation, biological process: lipid transport; transmembrane transport. The coding region runs from base 1 to 4746 and encodes 1581 amino acids. Gene Ontology annotation, molecular function: ATP binding; lipid carrier activity; ABC-type transporter activity.
AUGGGAGGAAUACUAGAUACUAGAGAGAACGUUGAUCUUAAAAAUGACUCAACGGUGAUACCUGCGGCCACUGAAUUAGAACUACUGAAGUCUUAUUAUGAGCGACAAAAUAAAACCGCGGAAAUAGAUAAUGUCAUGUGGAUUAUUUUUUUGUCAAAUGUUGAGUCAGCGCCAACAGUUUUAAAUUAUGAAAUCCGCAGUAAAUUAUUCGAGGAACAUGAAGACACAGAUCCUUAUUUAAGUAGCGGUUUUUUGGCGAUGCAAGUUGCCAUUGAAUCGACAUUCAACCAAAUCACUGCGUCAAAUAAUUUACCGUUUUCUGGAGAAGACCUAGUGAUCGGGCAAUUUCCUUACUACCGCAUCGAGUUUCCGAUAAUACCCUCGGCAGUGAGACCGAACAUAAGUCUAAUUUUUUACAUGACUGUAAUUGGAUUUAUCCUCAUUCCCAUGUCGGCUUUGACCAAAGCCAUUCACGACAAGUUCACGGGUUUUAAAGCUUUAAUGAGACUAUUGAAAAUAAACUCCGCCUUUCUCUAUCUCGGCUGGGUCGACUACAUUAUGAUAACUGGCGUUCCGGCUGUUAUUUUUUCCACCUGGAUUUUAGAUGCUAUUUAUUCACAGUCAAGUAUCGUGCUCGCUAUUUUUCUGCUCAUGUACAUAACGAUGUCAACAUUUUUCAUACUCGCUGUUGCAACUUUUUUCACUCAAUCCAUAAAAGCAGUACUUGCCUGUAUUCUUCUCUGGCUGACGAUGGCACACGUCACAAUUGUUCUUGACGAAUCGCUAAUUAAUUCCAAGUUGUACAUAAAAACCUUUUCCUUACUUCUGCCCCACAGCGGGUUACUUUACGGCUUGGCUGCAUUCACCUACAAAGAGGAUAUCGGCCAAGAAGUCCACACAAUAAAGUCACGUCUAUUCGAUAGUUUACACGACUUAGAAAAACCUGGUCAAGUUUCAAAUAAAAUUUCUAUAACAGCCGUAUUGAUAGCAUGGACUUUCCAUUUAAUUUUAUGGGGUUUUAUAGCCGUUUAUUUAGAUAAUAUUCAUCCGGGUAAAUUUGGAACAAAGUUACCGUGGUAUUAUUUGUGUAAAAAAAAUAACGGCUCACCAGACGACAUUAAUUUUGCCGUCCGCGGUAGCACUAAUUGGUCUUCUGUUGAAAGACCCCCGCAAUUUGUCAAACCUAAAGUCCGGGUAAAAAAAAUAACCAUAGAGUUCGGAUUUGAGCGGCUGCAAGUUUUGAAAGAUUUGUCUAUCGACUUUUACCCGAAUGAAUUCAGUGUAAUCCUCGGUCACAACGGAUCAGGAAAAAGCAGUUUAUUGAAAAUAAUAGCAGGAAUGUAUCAAGCGACUUAUGGAUCCGUGUACAUAGAAGGCCGCGAUUACAGUGACUUAAAAUCCCAAGAGAGAAAUUAUAAACCUAUUAUUGGUUACUGCCCUCAAGAAAACAUGUUAGUAAAAUACCUGAGUACUCAAGAACAUUUAUAUUUAUUCGGCAUGAUGAAAGGCAUGAGUUUUAGCGGAUCUAAAGAAGAGUCACGCAGAAUGAUCAAACUGUUUGGGUUAGAAGCGGAGAAAACAUUGAAAGUCAAGGAAAUAAGUUUUGGGGCAAAACGACGGCUUUGUUUGGCGAUCGCGCUUAUCGGACAUUCGGAAAUCCUAAUUUUGGACGAACCGACUUAUGGAGUGGAUCCGCAGCACAGGAAACGACUGUGGGAAAUCCUGGGUACUUUUAAAGGCAGAAAGACAAUUAUUGUGGCGACCAAUUCGAUGGAGGCUGCGGACACGCUGGCAGACAGAAUCGCGAUUAUCGCGAACGGGCGGAUUGAGUGCUACGGAUCAAAAUCUUAUUUGAAUAAACGUUAUAACAUAGGAUAUGAUCUGAGCAUGGUCAUAAAACCGGAUUGCGAUCUUAAGAGUCUGCAGAAGUUGAUACAAGAGCAUUCGCCUGAGCCGGUAAGUCUUAUGGGAAAAAUGGGGAUGAUGGUUAAUUUUAACGUCUCGAGGAACACGAGAUUCGCGCACUUGCUGAGCUUUUUGGAGAGCUACAAAGAUGACUUGAGGAUCAAUGCCGUUUCGAUGCAGCCCGCUACCAUUGAAGGACAAUUUCGCAGAAUUGGACUUGUGAGUCACUUCAGAGAACGCGGCGCCUGGUUUCCAAGUGACAAAUUUGAAUGGAUAGUCCAGCAAAGACGAAGAAAAUUGAUCCAAGAUAAAAAAAAAUGGACAAGAAUAGCCGGCGGUGCUCUACGUCGACAGCAACUUAUUGCAAUGAUUUACAAAAAAACAUUACACGUCAUCGCAUCAUGGAACCCAUACUUAUUUUCAAUUAUAUUUUCAACAAUAGCUCUAAUUUUAACUAUGAUUGUUUCUGGAUUGUCGAAAUUUCCUCACAUCCAUUCACCAGAAAUAAAAUUGAAUACCGAAAAUUAUACGCUGCAGAAUUUUUACCCGCUUGUUUACGUAGACGAUGACGAAAACGCUAAAAAUUUUUUCAAAAGCUUCGAUAGCACGUGUCAAAAAUUUAAUAUGAACCCUAUCCACGUCACUAAAAAUAUGACAGCGCUAGAUUUGAUGAUUCAUCCAGAACUUCACUCAAUAAGUUUCAGAGAAAGAUAUUUUAUGGCCAUGGACAUACUGAAAGAUAACAAAAUAGAAUUAUUGUACUCGCCAGUUCUAGUCCACAGCGGACCAAUAUCAUUAAAUUUAUUACACAACGCACUUUUAUUACACAACUCGGAAUCUCAGGAUACUCAAAUAAAUUUAAUGAGUCGACCGAUCAUGGAUCCUGACAACUGGCAGUACCGGAUAUCACACGGAAAAGGCAUCAAAAAUUGGGAAAACGCCGUAAUCAUAACGACUCUAUUCAUUCUUCUACCGACGAUUGAUCUGGGCGUAAGAGAGUCAAGAACGAUUGCUAAAUUAUUACAAUUGAAUACAAAUAGAGUCAGUACAUUUAUGUACUGGUUACCGACAUACUUUAUUGACAUUUCUAUUUAUUUGGUAUCGCUGCUCAUCACUUCAGUCGUCAGUUUCUCAGCCUAUCGGCAUGCCAUUGUCGUAUCACCAACUGUUAUGGCUCAAGUAUUUUUAAUUUUUUUGUGCUAUGGCGCAGCCGCGAUUUCAAUGGGAUACUGCAUUCAACUUUGGACAAAUCAAACCGGAAGAGUUUAUUUUUUUAUUUUGAUGAUUAAUUUACUGACGGCAAUUGUUAUUAAUCCGGAAAUGCUAUUUCCAUUUAUAAUGCACAAUAUAAAUCCAAAUGUACAAAAGUAUGCCGAAAUAAUAUUUCAUAUCUUUCCGCCGUACGUUUUCUCUUGUGCGAUUGGAAACUUUAUAGCCAUCAAACUGUACAAUAACGAGUGCGCCGAAGACAAUAAUUGCGAGAAUGAAUUCGCGAUGGAAGAUCCCUGUUGCUACAAUUGUGGAAGUAAAUUGUGCUACAAGCCAUUAAAUGAAUGGCUGGAAUCCCGAACGGAUCCUUUGUUUCAGCACUCGGUAGUUAAUGACGUUAUUAUAUUAAUUUCACAAGCUGCUUGCUUUUACCUGAUACUAAUUAUCUGCGAGCCAACCAACCGGAGAAAAUGGUAUACAAAUAAUUAUUGUAGAAAAACUACCAUUUCAAAGGACGAGGAUCUAAUUAAGGAGCUGAAAAUAAUUGAUGAUGUGAUUGAAGAGUACGAAAGAAACGAUUUUGUUAGUCCAGAAAAUGCCGUCAUUGUCAAAGGGCUUGCGGUUAAAUUUGGAAAAACGGAAACUGUUCAUGAUGUCAAUUUUCGAAUAAAUCGACGGGAAUGUUUUGGUAUUUUGGGAAUGAAUGGAGCAGGAAAAACUACAAUAUUUCGAGCUCUCGUCGGCGAAUCAGUCGCUAACAUUGAAAAAGCUUUGAUCUACGGUAUAAAUUCUUCGCUAGACGAUGAUCAAUUUUACGGAAUGGUCGGAUACUGUCCUCAAAAAGGCGGCUUGAUUGAUUUCCUAACUGGCCGACAAAGUUUGUACUUUUUCGCGGCUCUAAGAGGAGUCCCCUGGAAAAAUAUCCGCGAGGAAGUCGACAAAUGGCUCGACGUUUUUGAUAUGUUGGAAUUUGAAAAUAUUCCGCUGAAAAAUUGCGCUUGGGGUGUAAGAAGAAAAAUAUGCGUAUUGCAGAGUAUCAUCGGCGACUUACCGGUUCUGUUUCUCGACGAACCCUCGUCGGGAAUGGACAUCAUAGGACGCAGUGCACUAGAUGAGACUCUGUACCAACUUCGUGAAAUGGGCAGGUGCAUAUUUUUGACGACCCACAGUAUUGACGAAGCGGAAGCCCUUUGCGACCGCGUAGGAAUUUUGUCUGACGGUUACUUAGUCACCGUGGGUUCUUGUGAACGUCUUGUACAGAGACAGGGCAACAAAUUUAUCAUGAGGGUUAUACUGGAUCCACAAACGUCUUUAUAUACCGUUGACUUUAUCAUAAAAUCUAUCGAAGACGCGCUUUCUUCCUCAGUAUUUCUAGGCAGACAUCUUGAUGUGCUGUCAUAUGAAUUUGAAAAAACAGACGAACUUGAGGAUGUCUACAGUGUUCUCAAUGCCGUUAAAUUAAAACAUCCAGAAAUAACUGAGUAUUUUAUUAACCAGCAAAGUCUCGAGCAGGUUUAUCAUCAUCUUAGUAAAAUAAUUGAACAUGAAGAAACUGAACCUCUGUCUCGGGUACAGAAAUUUUUCGAUGCAAUUCGUCGUAUUGAACAUCGCAAUACUGUAACAUCGAUUUGAAUGUAACAAGUAAAUUAGAAUAAGUCAUGCGCAAGAAAUUUUUAAAUUACUCUGCCGAUAAGCGGUCAGCAAUUGGAUCUGCUUAACCAACGCAGGCGCACGUGGUCAGAUUUUUUGGAGCUGAUCUCUGUAGUA